Molecule: messenger RNA, 1929 nt
Organism: Xyrauchen texanus (razorback sucker)
Lineage: Eukaryota; Metazoa; Chordata; Actinopteri; Cypriniformes; Catostomidae
Product: nudC domain-containing protein 3-like
Exons: 6
Coding region: 156-1235 (359 amino acids)
Biological process (GO): protein folding
Cellular component (GO): cytoplasm
Source: RefSeq, a predicted model, not a curated record
UCCUCAGCGUUUCGUCUCUUCUGGAAGGUCUGUUGUUGCAGUGCAGUUGCACUAGUUAUCUGCGGAUCUUCUGUUGCUUUACGUUCCUUCCCCACAAAAGUACAUCUAAUUAUAGCAGCUUUAUAGCAGAUUUGAUCUCGCUGAGGUCCUCAGUCAUGUCUUCGCCGGUGGAAAUGACAGAGUUGUAUGACAACGCGCUGCUCGGGAUCCUGCAACAUGUUGGAAACAUUCAAAAUUUCCUGCAGGUUUAUUUCGGGUUUCUCUACAGAAAGACGGACUUCUACCGGCUUCUCAGCGGCCCACACGACCGCAUGGGUUUCCCACCGGGCGUAGCGGAAAAAAUGGUGUUCAAGACGUUUAAAUUAUUUGAAAAGCUGUCAGAGCAGGACAGAGAGAGAGCAGUGUCCCAGAGGACAGAUGAGACUAAAGCAGCCCCUCCUGCAGUAGAGGAGCUGGAGGUUCAGUCUGAGCAGGAAGCUGAAGCUCCUGUGGAGGAGAUUAGAAGCACAGAGGAGCCCACACCCUUCACAGCCCCAUCAGAGCCGAGCACAGAGGCAGGUAGAGAGGCUCCACACAGCAGUACAGCUGAACCUGCAGGAGAGGGACAGACAGCGGCAGCCUCAGCAUCAUCAAACACAGACUCGAGCACAGCCAAAGCGGGGCAGGAAUCCUUUCAGUCCAACCCAGACAGUUACAAUGGCGCCAUCAGGGACAAUUACACUUGGUCGCAGGAUUACAUGGAUGUGGAAGUUCGAGUACAUGUCCAGCCGAACAUCGUUAAAGGGAGACAGGUGUCCGUGGAUCUGCAGCCGGGGAGAGUUCGCGUGGCUGCGAACGAGGGAGGGACGCAGCGAGUCCUGAUGGAAGGCGAAUUCACUCACAAAAUUAACACUGAGAAUUCCUUGUGGAGUUUGGAGCCAGGCCACUGUGUUGUGCUCUCCCUUAGUAAAACCGGGGAAGUUUGGUGGAGCGCCGUGCUGAAAGGUGAGACUGAGAUUGAUGUAAACCAGAUCAACCGGGAACGCACCAUGGCAACUGUGGAUGAGGAGGAACAUGCCGUCCUGGACCGCCUGAGCUUCGAUUACCAUCAAAAACUCCAGGGGAAGCCACAGAGCCAUGAAAUGAAAGUCCAUGAGAUGUUGAAGAAAGGCUGGGAUGCAGAAGGAUCUCCGUUUAAAGGACAAGAGUUUGAUCCCUCCAUGUUUAACAUCCCUCCCAGCGCUGUCCAGUUUUGAGAUGUCAGAUGCAAGCACAUGCAAACACACACUGAAAUGCACAGAGUGCUGCCGGCAGUUUCUUGCGGUGCUUCAAAACGAACAACAUCAACAGUGUGUCUGCACUGCAAACACCCUCAUGCCAAACUGAUUUGCUGACACUGAUCAUUGAAUGAAUUAUUUUGGAGUUUGAGCCAUUGAUCCUUCAUGAUGUUUGUGUUUUAUGAAAUCUGUGAUCAUUUCAUUUGUCUGGAUUCUGAUAAAAGGUUCAGGGCUUCUUAUUAUUUGUCUGUUGUUUGUAAUGGGAUAGUUCAUUAUUUACUCACCCUUGUUUUGUUCGAACACAAAAGAAGAAAUUAGUCACAGUGACAAUCUCAAGUCAAUAUUCGCUUUAUUUCUAUGGAACAAAUAUGCAACGGAAUUGAAUGGUGACUGAGGAUGACAUGCUGCCUAGCAUCUCCUUUUGUGUUCCACUGAAGGAGGAACGACAUGAUGAACAGAGGUUGAACUAUCCAUUUAAGAUUUCAGUUAUGAUCUAGAAAUGAACAACACCAUAAUAAAUAUUUCAGCGGCUUUUUAAUCCGAUAUGAUGAAAAACUUUUGCAUGUUCAGAGUGUAACGUUUGGUAAAUGUUCAUUUUUUUUUUCCCCUCAUUUGCUUAAGUCAUAUUUUUGGUUUAACAUCUGUGCCUGAAUAUAUUAAAAUGCUUUGCAAA